This is a messenger RNA of Scheffersomyces amazonensis, 1832 nucleotides long. RefSeq names its product sugar phosphate isomerase/epimerase family protein. The coding region runs from base 194 to 1624 and encodes 476 amino acids. The record is from RefSeq and is a predicted model, not a curated record. The transcript has a single exon. NCBI's taxonomy places the organism in Eukaryota, Fungi, Ascomycota, Pichiomycetes, Serinales, Debaryomycetaceae.
CGCGAAGCAAUAAGGUCGGCUAAAAGCUGCUAUCCCUUUAAUAUUGUAAGAUUUAAAAUAUUAGAAAUUUAAUUAAUUAAUCUGUAACGCAACUAUCAUUUAAUAAAUGGUAUAUUUAGUUUGAAGAUUCCUGAAAUUUUCAAAUCAUUCUAUAGAUGUAAUUUAUAGAUAAGUUUUUUUUUUUGCAUUCAAAAUGGCUACACAAGAAGAAACUCUUCCAACACCAAGAGCAAGUACUCCGUCCAGCCCAAUUAACAAGAAUGUUCCAAUUAUUGUAGAGAGUCGCUCAAUUGAGGAUGAUACGGAACUUAUAGAUGAAAGUGGCCAAAAAAACUUUAAUACUGUUAUUCCUAAAAUUGUUAGUGGGGAAAAUAUUGAUAGAUUUACAUAUAAAAAUUCCAUCGCUACUGUAUGUUUACCAGGUACUAUUAAAGAUAAAUUACUUGCUAUCAGUCGUUCUGGAUUUGAUGGUGUUGAAAUUAUGAUGACUGAUUUAGAUGAAAUCGAUCCUUUAGAAUUGAAAGAUUAUUUAGCUAAGCUUUCUUUAGAUCUUGUAAUAUUGCAACCAUUUCGUGAUUUGGAAGGAUGGGAGGAUGAAACCAUUUUUAAACAAAAGAUGCAAGAAUUUGAAGACACUCUAAAGUUGAUGAAAACCUUAGGAACUGAUUUGUUAUUAGUGUGUUCCAAUUGUUCAGAAGAUGCAUCUGGUGAUAUUGAUUUGAUGGUUGAUCAAUUGAAAAAAGCUGCUGAAUUAGCAAUUCAAUAUAACAUUAGAAUUGCUUACGAAAAUUUGAGUUGGUCAACUCAUAUUAAAACCAUCUCACAACUUGUAUCGAUUGUUGAACAAGUCAAUAGACCAAAUUUUGGGCUCUGUCUUGAUUCAUUUCACAUAAACAUUCAUAAUUCCAAGUUAAUUCCAUAUCAUAAAAUCUUUUUUGUACAAUUCUGUGACGCAAUAGAUUUAGACUUAAAGUUUGAUAUUUCUCAUUAUGCCAGGAAUUAUAGAAACUUCCCAGGACAAGGGGACUAUUCCAAUUUAUCAGAGGAAUUUGAUAUUUUGGUAAAAUCAGGUUAUCAAGGAUACAUUAGUUUAGAAGUAUUUAAUAGAUCAUUCCGGGAAUUCAAUGGUGACUCUCAAUACAUCUCUGACGACGGCCUAAGAAGUUUAAUUAAUUUACAGUUGGAAAAUUCUUCAGGUAAUCUUGAUGUGAAAAUAGAAGGUGUGCAAACAACAGCAACAUGUCCAAGUGUGGAUGAGUCUGAAAUAUUACAUUUGAGUAAUUUCAAGAAUUUGACGUUAAUCACAACCAAUUAUUUGAAUUUAACAAGUCGGUUAAAAGAGUUGAAAUUUGAUAAAUUUUUUGCAACAAAUCAUGUAAUAAUUAAGCAAAAUUCAACACAAAACGAAAAAUUAUUUAAUAGAGUAGUUUUAAAAGUUAAAAAUAGAGUUGAAUAUAACCGUCUAGCAUUAUUUUGCACUACAGGAUUGAAAAUGAAGAGGUUAAAGAAGGAUGAAAUGAAUGUUGUAAAUUAUUUCAAGCUUCCUUUAAGUGAUACAUUUGGUUAUGAACCAAAUGAAAAUUCCCUAAAGAUUACUUUACAACUACAAAAUGCUGUAUUUUAAUAUCGCUUAUAUAUAUAUAUAUAUCAAUAUAGUUAUAUAUAGAAGAUAUCUGAUACUCAGAAAUUGUCAAUAAGAAUGAAAAUGAUUAAUAGGUUAUUUGUAGAUAAUGUAUUUUCGCAAUUACGUCUGCAUUUUGAGCCCUCAAUGAGCUUUCCUGUUUAGGUAUGAUGCAGCGCUAAUAAAUUUUCCCCACAAUACUUAGCCAGGA